AUGACAAGUUCCACAGCCCUUCAAGUUGCCAUCAUCGGCGGUGGCAUAGCCGGACUCGCAGCGGCACGUGUCUUGCGAGAAGCUCAUGAUGUCACCAUAUACGAGCGUAAUGAUCCAGAAGCGGGAGAAAGUGGUGCUGCCAUUGGGCUAGGUCCAAAUGGCUCGAAGAUGGCCGCCAGACUUGGAAUUACUAAAGAGUCCCUGAAAGCUGUUGUAUCUAAUGGCUUCAGGAGUUAUGACCGAAACGGCAACUUGAUUAAAGAAUCAAGGAUUGACUGCGUCAAAGGCUUCGGUUCUGAGUGGUGGAUGGUCCAUCGCCAGGAUCUCAAAGAUGCUCUCCUACGAGCUGCAACAAGCCCUGAUCUGGGUCUAUCUGGCCGUCCUGCCAAGAUUAUCUACAAUUCUCGCGUUGUGCGAAUUGACCCUCAAGAUCGAGCUUUAAUCUUUGAAGAUGGGUCGGAAAUCAAAGCGGAUCUCAUAAUUGGUGCGGACGGCAUUCAUUCGAAAGUCCGUCAAGCUGUUGCUGGUCCGUGUUACGCCGAGUCAACUCCCGCGAACCUUUCUUUGUAUAGGUUCACCAUUAGCCGUUCCAGAAUAUCGGAUGUUCUCGGAGAAAUUCCGGAUGUGCUCAGAUAUGAAAACGGCGUUUUUCUAUCUUCCUUUAUUGCGGCGGACGGGUCGAACCGAAACGUUGUUGUAUACCCCUGUCGCGAUAUGGAGGUCAUGAACUUUGCUUGCGCUGUCCCAGACAGUAUGCUUCGGCAGCAGACCGAAGAGUCUUGGACUAAGGAUGGCGAUGUACACGAAAUGCUUGAGAGUUUUAAGGACUUUCCAUCAUGGCUUCUACAACUCAUGAAAACCUUGCCUGACGUCAAACUAUAUCAACUCCGUGAUGCAGACCCUUUAAGUACCUUUACGAAAGAUUCGACUGUUUUGAUUGGCGAUGCAGCCCACCCUAUGGUGCCGUAUCAAGGACAAGGAGCCAACCAAGCUUUGGAAGAUGCUGAAGCAUUCAGAAUUCUAGUUCACCCAGACUUCACAAAAGAGGAUUUGCCCGGUAAGCUGAAGCAAUGGAACCAAGCCAGGUGUAGCCGCGCAUCCCAGGUUCAGCUGAACUCAAGAGUAGCGGCAGCUAAAGUUUCGCCUGAGAUUAUCAUGCAAAGGAUGAAAUUCAACUGGACUUACGACGGGAUCGCAACCUCACCGGCGGGCCUUGGGAGCAUCAAUGAUCUUCCAAGUUCCGACUUUUCUAGAUGA
Molecule: messenger RNA, 1257 nt
Organism: Colletotrichum costaricense
Lineage: Eukaryota; Fungi; Ascomycota; Sordariomycetes; Glomerellales; Glomerellaceae
Exons: 3
Coding region: 1-1257 (418 amino acids)
Molecular function (GO): monooxygenase activity; FAD binding
Source: RefSeq, a predicted model, not a curated record